Messenger RNA from Linepithema humile (Argentine ant), 2028 nucleotides. It is a transcript of the gene thoc7, whose product is annotated as THO complex 7. Gene Ontology annotation, biological process: mRNA processing. NCBI's taxonomy places the organism in Eukaryota, Metazoa, Arthropoda, Insecta, Hymenoptera, Formicidae. The record is from RefSeq and is a predicted model, not a curated record. Gene Ontology annotation, cellular component: THO complex part of transcription export complex.
UAAUAAAAAAAAUCAAUAUAAUUCACUAAAGCAUUAUAUAAAUAUAUCAAUUCUACCGUUAUUAAUUAUUUAUACUCAAUGUUUGUUUCUGGUCUAAUAAUGAUGGAAUAUGCUAUGAAAAGCAAUGACGUUACUGUUAGCAGUAACAUGUCCAUGAAACUGAAGAUCUAUGAAAUCACAACGAACAAUUACAUUUUGUAAUAUAAAAAAUUACUAUCCCGUAAAAGAAAGAUGAUCAUUAUCGCAUUUAUUUGAGAUGUACCUGACUUUACGAAAGACGUUCAAAUGUAAGAUGGCUUUUGUUUUCGGAGAUUAUCUUUUUUUCCUUCUUUUUCUUUUUAAGUUAAGAAAAUACCAGCAGAGAGACGUUAAAAUGCCCAAAAGGCAUAAUGUUUAAGUUGUAGAUGUCAUAAUAUAUGUUGCAAAUAUUAUAUAUUUGAAGACCCACACGUGGGACCAAUGAUCUUAAUGUACUAGAUACCAGAGAGAUAUAUAGACGUAUUUUUUUGAUGAAAAAGAUGAAAUAUAUUCUCAAGCGUUUAUAUAUAUAUAUAUAUAUAUACCAUUGUUGUAAUGGUGAUAUUACGAAAUGUAAAGUGUAUUUACAAUAUAAAAACUGUGUAUUAUGCAAGCGACCGUUGCUUGCAUGUAGUUAUAGAGAAGGAAAGAGAGAAAAGGUCAAAAUAUAAUAUUAAAUAAAUAAACGAAAAUGCGCAUUUAUUUUGUAAAUCCGAACUACAAAUCUGAAUCCAAAUUAAAAGUAUCCUAAUCAAUUGAUUGUCUUAAGACGUAUUUACUAAAAAAAUUAACAUUUUCUACUGUGUGCAUCCAUUUUUCCCAUUCAUUUAUCCCGCAUAUUUCAUUCAUUACCAUCUGUACACGAGUUUUGACCUACAGUUUCUCAUUUCAGCCACACUCUUGCCGAGGCGUAUCGCGUCAAUGAUAGUGUGUAAACAGCAUAAACAACGUAACAUAAACGUAGCAUAAACUAUCGUAAAUUCCGUACAUAUAAUACGACAAAUUACGUUAUUUUUUUAAAAUUGUGUUGAAAGUGUCUUUAAUUUAUAAUAAAAUAUUUUCACAAAAGCUUCUAUUUAGUAGUAUGUUUUGAUGAUAGGCUAAAUCUAUUUCUUGUGUGAUAAUACAGAAAAAUUUAUCAUUAAAUGUUGCUUGCUUGGUUAUAAACACAUUACGACAUGUCUGACGAGGAAGUAAUACGCCGACGACUGCUCAUAGACGGCGACGGGAUAGGAGAUGAUCGUAGGAUCAAUAUGCUAUUGAAAUCAUUCAUAAAGUGGAUCAACAAUUCUGAUGCAGAUAAUACAUUACAUGAAAGAAUGCUAUCACAGUUAGCACAGUGUGAAUUUGCACAGAAAAAAUCUAGACUUGUCUCGAAUAUGAGUCAGGAAGAAUUGAAGAAUUAUGAAGAGUUGUCUAAAGAAAUUGAAAUACAAAUAGAAAAAGCCAAAGAAGAUAUAGAGAAAACAAAAGCAGAAUUGCAGGAUGCCAAACGUGUAAGAAAAAAUAGAAUUGAAUAUGAUGUAUUAGCCAAAGUCAUCAAUGAACAACCAGAUCGAUUGGAAACUGACAUUAAGCUUUCCACAUUACGCCAAGAGUUAGGCAGUUUAAAGGAAAAGUCUGAACAGUUGGAACACAAGUUAGAAAUGCGUCGUAAACAAUUCCAUGUUUUAAUAUCAUCUAUACAUUCACUGCAAGGAAUGUUAGAUGAGUGUGAUGAGGAAAUAAUGGAUGUAAGUCUCGAGAAAGAUGCAGAAGACUCAGAUGUGCAAAUGUGCACAGAUUCAUAAAUAUCUACCUCUGUGGUGUCGAGCCGUUUGUAAAAAUCAAGGAGUGUAUGGGAACCACAACUGAUAGUCAUUACAACGGGAUAAAAAAGUGAGCCAUCUGUAUGUGCCUGAUGAAAACAUACAUUACUGCUCAACAUGUACAAGACCAAGAUGUAUAUAUUCCAGCAUUUUCUACUAAUUGAUGUAGAUAAAUAUAAUUUAUAUAUAAUGAAAAAAUCAA